Scomber scombrus (Atlantic mackerel) is the source of this 2092-nucleotide messenger RNA. RefSeq names its product glucuronic acid epimerase b (gene glceb). The transcript is spliced from 6 exons. The record is from RefSeq and is a predicted model, not a curated record. Gene Ontology annotation, molecular function: heparosan-N-sulfate-glucuronate 5-epimerase activity. NCBI's taxonomy places the organism in Eukaryota, Metazoa, Chordata, Actinopteri, Scombriformes, Scombridae. Gene Ontology annotation, cellular component: Golgi apparatus. The coding region runs from base 300 to 2087 and encodes 595 amino acids. Gene Ontology annotation, biological process: heparan sulfate proteoglycan biosynthetic process.
CGCUGUUGUGGCUGCAAGGCAACUCAGUCGGUCAGUGAGUCAGUCCUCUUCUCUCUUCAACCGCGAUUCACAGCCUGAGGUUAACCCCACGAGUCUUUUCAACUCACCCACCAACUACUGCCGGUGUCCCUUGAGCAAGCUGCACCCCUUUUCUACACCUUUUACUCCCGCAGGUGCUGCAGUAGCAGCAAGUAGAAAAUACCAGAGGAGCCAUCAGUGGAACGAGACGGUGGUGAAUGUCGACAGGAUGUCCAGCCAGAUGACCGUUUCUAUGUGAAUGGAUUAGGUGAGUUGUGACCAUGCGCUGUCUGGCUGCUCGGGUGAACUACAAGACCCUCAUCGUUAUCUGCGCCCUCUUCACACUCAUCACUGUGUUGCUGUGGAACCGCUGCUCCAGCGACACCGCCCUUCACUUCCUGCCCCGUGCUGCCUUCGUGGCUCCAAGUCCCAGGGUGGGAGAUGCUAGCAUCAGCAGCCAGCAACACCCUCCGCAGCCUCCAGAACCCCCACCUGUCGUCGGUGUUGUCAAUGGGAUCAAGUACGAAGAAAUCGACUGCCUGAUCAAUGAUGAAUCUACAAUCAAGGGCCGACGGGAGGGUGCAGAGAUCUACCUGCCCUUCAGUUGGAUGGAGAAGUACUUUGAGGUGUACGGCAAAGUAGUGCAAUAUGACGGCUACGAUCGUUUUGAGUUCCAGCACAGCUACUCGAAGGUGUACACGCAGCGUGAGCCCUAUCACCCCGAUGGUGUCUUCAUGUCCUUUGAGGGAUACAACGUGGAGGUCCGCGACCGUGUCAAGUGUAUAAGUGGAGUAGAAGGUGUGCCUCUGUCCACUCAGUGGGGUCCUCAGGGCUACUUCUACGCCAUCCAGAUCUCCCAGUACGGUUUAAGCCAUUACAGCAAAAACCUGACUGAGCGGCCGCCCCACGUAGAGAUCUACGAUACAGCCGAGGAGAGAGAUAGCCGAGCCAGCACAGCACCCUGGAGUGUGCCGAAAGGUUGCAGUCUCAGCCGCAUCUACGACAAGACCCGCACCACCUCCGUGCGUCAGUUCAGUGCUCCAGAGUCCUCAGACGGUGUGGCCCUGCAGCUGGGUAACUCCAAAGACUUCAUCCUCAGCUUGGACAUCAAGUUCGUCACCAACGGCAGUGUGUCUGUGAUCCUGGAGACCACAGAGAAAGGGCCGCCCUUCACCAUCCACUACGUGACCAGCACACAGCUCAUCGCCUUCAAAGAUCGGGAAAUCACCUACGGCGUCGGGCCGCGAACCACUUGGAGCACUCUGACCCGCGACCUGCUCACCGACCUCAGGAAGGGUGUCGGACUGUCCAACACCAAGGCUGUGAAGGCCACUAAGAUCAUGCCCAGACGAGUGGUGCGAUUAGUCCUACAUGGACGUGGCUUUGUUGACAACGUCACUAUCUCCACCACCGCCCACAUGGCCGCCUUCUUUGCAGCCAGCGACUGGCUGCUGCGCAACCAGGACGAACAUGGCGGCUGGCCCAUUAUGGUCACACGUAAACUAGGUGAAGGCUUCCGGCCUCUGGAGCCCGGCUGGUACUCGGCCAUGGCCCAGGGCCAGGCCAUGUCCACCCUGGUGAGAGCCUACCUCCUCACCAAGGACCAGGCUUACCUCAACGCUGCCCUCAAGGCAGUUGGACCCUACAAGGUGCCUUCAGCGCAGCACGGGGUCAAAGCUGUGUUCAUGAACAAAUACGACUGGUAUGAAGAAUACCCCACCACGCCCAGCUCUUUCGUCCUCAAUGGCUUCAUCUACUCCCUGCUGGGACUCUAUGAUUUGACUGAGACAGCUGGCGAGAAGGUUGGCAGGGAGGCCGGGCAGCUGUUCAGCCGCGGCAUGGAGUCGCUGAAGGCCAUGCUGCCGCUCUAUGACACUGGGUCUGGGAGCAUCUAUGACCUGCGCCACUACAUGCUGGGCACUGCGCCCAACCUGGCACGCUGGGACUAUCACACCACGCACAUUAACCAGCUACAGCUGCUGGCAUCCAUAGACAACGCCCCCAUCUUCAAGGAUGUGGUGAAGCGCUGGAAAAAUUACUUGAAAGGGAUUCGGGCCAAGCACAACUAGACAAA